This is a messenger RNA of Sorex araneus (European shrew), 1605 nucleotides long. Its product is annotated as lipopolysaccharide-binding protein-like. The record is from RefSeq and is a predicted model, not a curated record. The transcript has 15 exons. Gene Ontology annotation, biological process: lipopolysaccharide-mediated signaling pathway; positive regulation of macrophage activation; macrophage activation involved in immune response. Bases 1 to 1584 code for a protein of 527 amino acids. Gene Ontology annotation, molecular function: lipopolysaccharide binding. NCBI's taxonomy places the organism in Eukaryota, Metazoa, Chordata, Mammalia, Eulipotyphla, Soricidae.
AUGAAGGCCAGCCUGUCCUGGGCAGCUCUGGUCCUCCUGCUACUGGCACAGCUCUCCAGGCUUGGCAAAGGAACUGCUAAUCCUGGGUUCAUAGCCAGGAUCACCAAAAAAGGCGUAGAAUAUGCCCGCCAGUACGGAGUGGCCUCUGUGAAGAAGGAGCUGUCCAGUCUCGCCAUCCCUGACUUCUCAGGAAGCUACGACGUCAGCUGGUUCCUAAGCGUGACCUAUGAGUUUCGCAAGCUGCAGAUCCGCGACUUCCAGCUGCCGUACUCAGACCUGCGUCUGCUCCCAGAGCACGGGGUCCGAGCCACCUUGUCCGACAGCUACCUCAAUCUGCAAGGGAGCUGGAAAGUGUCCAAAGGGUUCAUCACCCUCACGGGCACUUUUGAUGUGAAGGUGGAUGACAUUUACUUCUCCGUUACUCUGAAUUUGGGCAAGAACCCAUCUGGCCGGCCCACGGCCUCCGUGUCUCACUGCAGCAACUCCGUUGGCCCUGUGAGUGUGGUCAUCUCCGGAUAUUUAAGCUGGAUCCUGAACCUCUUCCAUCAUAGAAUUGAAAACAAUUUGAAACACUUCUUGGAGAAUGAGAUGUGUGACAUGAUCAGGAAGCUCGCAACCUCGCAGCUGCAGCCCUACCUCCAGACUCUGCCAGUCACCGUAAUGGUCGACGACGUUGCCAGCAUUGACUAUAGACUUGUAGGAGCUCCAGUGGUGACCUCCCAAGCCCUGGACACACCCUUCAAGGCUGAAUUCUUCUACCAAGGCGGCCUCUUCCCCAGCUCCCUCCACGCCCCGCCCAUCCAGCUGCCCCAGGCACACAACCGCAUGGUCUACUUUGCCGUCUCUGAAUACGUCUUCAACACGGCCAGCUGGGUUUACCACCAGGCCGGGCACAUGAACUUCACCCUCAAGAACGAGCACCUCGAGAACUUCACGAAGCUCAUGGACAACCAGCAGGCUCGAGAGCUGCGCAGGAAGUACCUGAACCCAGGCUGUCGCCAGUCCGCCAACGCCACGGUCACGUCCAUGGCCUCCUGCCACCUGAGCGACUUCCUGCUGGGCCUCAUGCACAUCCCGCUGGGCUCCGACAUCCGUCUGAACACUGACUCCUUCCAGGUCGCCAUCCCACAGCUGGCCAGGCUGUACCCCAAAAUGGAGCUAGAAUUGGAUGUGUCCCCUGAGUCAGCCCCACUCCUGAGUUUCACCACUGGGGACGUGACAGUCCAAGCCGUGAUGGACGUCCAGGCCUUCGUGCUCCUGCCCAACUCACGCAAGCCCGUCUUCCAGCUCAGGGUGAGCACCAACAUCUCUGCCACCAUCAUCGUGAAGUCCACCAGGAUCUCAGGCUCCGUGUCCACGGGAAGCAAGCUGAAGUUGGAACUGAAACACUCCGACAUCGGAUCCUUCAACGUGGAGCUGAUGGAAAACAUCCUCAACUACUUCGCACUCCACACCAUCUACCCUUCUCUCAACGCCAAGCUGGAGGAGGGCUUCCCGCUGCCUCUGCCCAGGGACACCUACAUCAGCAGCCUCGUGUUCCAGAUCCACCAGAACUUCUUUCUCCUUGGGGCCAACAUCAGUUAGGCCGAAGAUGGAGCAGGGAGC